Messenger RNA from Tigriopus californicus, 991 nucleotides. Its product is annotated as venom allergen 5-like. NCBI's taxonomy places the organism in Eukaryota, Metazoa, Arthropoda, Copepoda, Harpacticoida, Harpacticidae. Gene Ontology annotation, cellular component: extracellular region. The record is from RefSeq and is a predicted model, not a curated record.
AGGACCUCGAGGUGGACUUGAGUUCGGUCUUGACCUCCGAUCCAGUCACACGAACCAGAUUUUCCUUGCCAAUUUAGAAUAGCUAAACCCGCUCGCUCAUCCACGGACGAUCAUCGCCAAGUGUGCUCGAUUGAUGGAUUGAUUGGACUGAUUGCCAUCCAAUUGAUCAAGUAUUCACGAGAAACACUUUUGCGACGACGAGAAACCAACCAGGAGAGAGCCUUUGGAUUUGAAUUGGAGAGGGAAAAAGAGUUCAGGAAUCGAGGCCAACCGAAGCAGAUUUCGUGUGCUUGUUGUGUGAUAUUUGUGAUAGCUUUAAAUUUCAACGUCUUUGACAGAUCCAAUUGCCAUUGGAGUGGAGACAGAUACUUGUGACCAAUGAUACCAAGAAAUCAUCGUAAAAUGCUCAGUUACUCACCCGCACUUUGCCUUUUGAGCAUCCUCAUCGCCUCGUUUUCACCUGCUCAAGGAUCUGGAUCUCUGUCAGGAUUCAGCACGGGAUCUCAAACUUUAUCCCUCCCCAAAGACCGAAACGGCAACCCUGACUACUGCUUCAUUACCAAAGCUCACACCGCGUGCAAUGCCAAGGGAUAUGGGGCCAAAUGUACCCGGGUUCUCGGUGAUGGAGUGUCCAAGUUUGAAAAGGCCGAGAUCAUGCGGGUUCACAACGAAUUUCGCGCCAAAUUAGCCAACGGCUUGGAAAAGCGGGGACGCCCAGGUCCACAACCGUCAGCCGCUGAUAUGGAAGAGAUGGAAUGGGACGACGAACUGGCUCGUGUGGCCCAAGCCCAUGCUAAUGAAUGCAAAUUUGCCCAUGAUUGCGCCGAUUGUCGGAGAGUGGAGCGGUUUGGAGUGGGCCAGAACUUGUACAUUUACAAACAGACCCAGGAAAGUGCCGCCACAGAUUGGACACGAGCCAUCACGGAUUGGUAUGAUGAGGUGAAGCUCUUCAGUAAACGCAGCGUCAAACCUUUCAGAUUUAGUACCCCUA